AUGGCGCCCAAGACGUACGGAGACGACGACAACGAGCCCGAAGCGCCCUACCACGAGUCCUCGGACGAAGACUUCAGCCCCGACUCGGCGCCCGCCGACGACGGCGCAAGCUCGUCCGAAGAUGAGCGCGACGACGCAGCCCCCGCCCCGCGCAGGGGGAAGCGGAAAGCCGCUGUCGAGCCGGAGCUGGACUCGGGCGACGAAGUCACGAUACAGGCCGCACGGGCAAACAAGGCCGCGAGGCGGAACAAGGGCGGCAAACACGACGGCCAGGACCUGCUGCUGUCUGACGACCAAGGCGGCGAGGGCGGGCUGAUCAAGACACGCGCACAGCGCGCAGUCGAGCAGACCGAACCGAGGCCGCUGGCCAGGACAGAGGGCGCCACCGUCGACGUCGAAGCACUGUGGGCGCAAAUGACUGCCGCCCCGCUGAGACCCGUGCAGCCAGCACCGCGACAAGACGCCUCGACCCUGCAAGACGCUGCCCCUGCCCCUGCCCCCGCCUCGGCCACCGAAGCCGCUGUCGAGGAGGAGCUUGUCGCUGUGGCCAAGACGUACACGUUCGCCGGCCAGAGGACAACCGAGGAGAAGCAGGUCCCGCGCUCUGCCCUCGGACAAUACACCGCACGCGGCUGGAAACCCACGUCCGCAGUCAAAGCCACAGAGACCGCACAAGGCCCGGCCCCAAAGACACCACACUCGCAAGUCCGCCGCCCGCUCAAACGCCCAAGCCGCUUCGACGCCAACCCCACAGGCUACGUCCGCGCCCUCGCGCCCGAGCACCAGCUCGCCUGGCCGCGCAAGACGCCCACCUCCCUCGCCCCGCCGCCCGCCGCACCCACCGACGGGCCGAGGAAGCCCGACAAGGCCACCAAGCUCAGCGUCGUGGACAAGUCGCGCAUGGACUGGACCGGCUUCGUCGAUCAGGCGGGCAUCGCCGACGAGCUGCACGAGCACGGCAAGUCAAAGGACAACUACAUGAGCCGCCGCGACUUCCUGGCCGGCGUCGAGCAGCGCAUCGAGGACGAGGGUCGGCGCGGGAGAGUUGCGAAUCCCACCGCUUUGACAUGA
This is a messenger RNA of Ascochyta rabiei, 1071 nucleotides long. RefSeq names its product swr complex subunit. The record is from RefSeq and is a predicted model, not a curated record. NCBI's taxonomy places the organism in Eukaryota, Fungi, Ascomycota, Dothideomycetes, Pleosporales, Didymellaceae. Bases 1 to 1071 code for a protein of 356 amino acids. The transcript has a single exon.